AUGUUUCUGCUUCAGUAUGUGGCGAAAAGGUUUGGGUGGUCUUGGGCCAAAGCUAGUCUACUCAUCGGGAUCAAGUAUGCAGUUAGCAUUGGUCUUACAGCCAUUGUGUUACCUACACUGAGCCAAGUGCUGUUGAAGACUGGCAUGGCACCACACAUCAAAGACUGGUGGAUUGUUCGAGUGAGCGCCAUGAUUGGUGUGCUUGGCGCGCUGGCAAUGGGCAUGGCUCCCACAGUAGAGCUGUUCAUUAGCGCCUUGAUCUUUACUGAGUUUGGCGGAGGCUUGCAAGUAGCACUACGCGGUCUUGUGACGGAGCUGGUGGACCAGUCGCAUAUCGCGCUGGUAAUGACGGUGCUAGGCAUGUUCAUGACCAUUAGCGAGAUGGUUGCCGGCCCUCUCAUGGCGCAGAUGUUCAAAGUGGGCAUGGACUGGGGAGGGUUGCACACUUCUAGUGACCUUGCUGCCAAUUGGUCGACACAUGGCAACUUGACCACCGGUUGA
Messenger RNA from Cordyceps militaris CM01, 501 nucleotides. Its product is annotated as MFS transporter, putative. Gene Ontology annotation, cellular component: membrane. Gene Ontology annotation, molecular function: transmembrane transporter activity. The coding region runs from base 1 to 501 and encodes 166 amino acids. The record is from RefSeq and is a predicted model, not a curated record. The transcript has 3 exons. Gene Ontology annotation, biological process: transmembrane transport. NCBI's taxonomy places the organism in Eukaryota, Fungi, Ascomycota, Sordariomycetes, Hypocreales, Cordycipitaceae.